Molecule: messenger RNA, 1975 nt
Organism: Galleria mellonella (greater wax moth)
Lineage: Eukaryota; Metazoa; Arthropoda; Insecta; Lepidoptera; Pyralidae
Product: zinc finger protein 501-like
Exons: 1
Coding region: 260-1645 (461 amino acids)
Biological process (GO): negative regulation of transcription by RNA polymerase II
Molecular function (GO): DNA-binding transcription repressor activity, RNA polymerase II-specific
Source: RefSeq, a predicted model, not a curated record
UCAUAAGUGAAAACAGAAUAGAUAUUGACGUAUCUAUUUUUAGUAUAUAUAUAAUCAUAGUCCAUCUAAUCUGUUUAGUAGUUUACUAAAAAAAUAUUGAUAUUGUUAGGAUUGCAAAUUUAUUAUAGAAAUUUAGCUAGAGUACGUAUAAUAAAUAGUACUAGCUGUGGUACUUUUAUUAUAUCGGUAGAUAUUAUUUUUUUUCCAGUUACAACUUGUUAAUUUGCACCUCUACUUCUGAGAGAGUUAAAUUGCAGAGAUGUAUUCUACAAAAAUAUUCCAAAAACAAUUACCGAACCACUGUGGUGAGACCGCCACCACCCUUAUCAAGGAGGAGCUUCUUGAUACACAGUGUGAUAUUACUGACAAUGUGUCUUCUAACAUAGAACAAAAUAUAGUACUAAUACAUAAAGAGUCCCCAGAAUACAAUACUGGAAUAAAGACCUUUCAAAAACAAAUGAACAAACAAAAAGUCCUACAGUGUAAUGUGGAUAUAGCUGGAGUUGUAAAAACAGAGUGUAUUGAUGGAACUGUGGAACCAGCAGCAACAACUGAACAUAUAUUUGCCAACAAAGAAAAUUGUACACAACUAUAUGAGAAUCAUGAAAUAAAGGAUGAGUUGAUUGUAGGACCAACAGUUGUACAAGCAGUGACAUUUGAACCUACUAAAUAUUUGUUACAUUUGAAAAAUAGUUCUGAAAACCUUUUUUGUAAUGCUGAUGUCUAUAAACCCAAAGACCUAAAAACCAAAGUAUCUAUUGAUAAGCCAUAUAGUUGUAGUGUGUGCAAGAAAGGCUUUAAAAAAUAUACAUAUUUAAAACAACACUUAUAUGCCCAUAGUGAUAUAAUGCCACACAGUUGUGAUGUGUGUAAAAAAUGUUUUAAAUCAAAAUAUCUUUUGAAGCGACACAUGUUUGUUCAUGUCAAUGAAAAGCCAUAUAAUUGUGAUGUGUGUAAAAAAUGUUUUAAAACAAGGCGUGAAGUAAAACAGCAUAUGAAUAUUCAUACAAUUGAAAAGCCAUAUGGGUGUGAUGUGUGUAUGAAAAGUUUUAAAACAAAGUUUAUUUUAAUCCGACACUUUUUCAUUCAUACAGCUGAAAAACCCUAUACCUGUGAUGUGUGUAAAUAUUCUUUCAGAAGAAAGGAACAUUUGCAACGGCACAUGUAUAUUCAUAAUCGUGAAAAGCCAUAUGGCUGCAGUGUAUGUACAAAAUAUUUUAUUACAAAGUGUGAUUUGAAACGGCACUUGACUGUGCAUAUAGUUAAAAAUGCAUAUAGUUGUAAUAAAUGUAAAAAAAGGUUUAAAGCAAAAAGGUAUUUGAAACAGCACUUAGAUACUCAUAAUAUUGAUAAGCUGAUAUAUAGUUGUGAUAUUUGUAAAAAAUGUUUUAAAUCAAAGAAAGGCUUGAAAACACAUUUGCAAAGUCAUACAUUUAACAAGUCCUAUAUUUGUAAUGUAUGUAAAAGUUUUUUUAAAACUGAAAAGAGUUUAAAACAGCAUAUGUAUGUUCAUACUGUUGGAAAGUCCUAUAGUUGCGAUGUAUGUAAAAAACAUUUUAAGAAAAAAUCCUUUUUAAUAAAACAUAUUAUGGUUAAUAUGCAUAUUCAUAAUAAUGAAUAUAUAGUAAAAGGUGUAAUCAUAUGAGUACUUUGACAACAAAUCACAUGCACAUGCAAUUGCGACAGGAAAUAUGAGUACCUGCUCGAUAUAUUGAGGAGAUAAAUAUACUAUGAGUAUUAAUUUCAGUACCUACCUUUUAAAAUAACCACAAACAUAUUUAUAAUAGUAGUACUAAGAUCCCUUUGCAGUAGAGCAAGGAGCUUUGGUCUAAGAACAACAACUACCUACUAUAGUUCAUUAUAUUAAAAAUGAAUAAGUUAAGAGGAUCUAUAUAGGUACUUAUAUAACUAUAUUAGCUGUAAGUGUACAUCUAUCAUUUGUUAAAACAAUAAAAUAUUAGCACGUAUUUAUUAA